Molecule: messenger RNA, 1158 nt
Organism: Trypanosoma brucei brucei TREU927
Lineage: Eukaryota; Euglenozoa; Kinetoplastea; Trypanosomatida; Trypanosomatidae
Exons: 1
Coding region: 1-1158 (385 amino acids)
Source: RefSeq, a predicted model, not a curated record
AUGCUCGGUAACUCACAAGGCGAUACGGCGGAGUUUGGAAGUUGCCCGGGGAGGAACUUUUCUUCCCUCCUGCGCUACCCACCGCUUGCCCUGUAUGUUGUAUCGAUAGGACUCGUGGCGUAUCUUAUAGGAUGGGGUCCUGGCGAGGGUACGGUGGUGAAUGCCGUCAGUGGCUCAGCAGUGGCGUGUUUUGUUGUUGCACGAACUCUACGUGGCGUGCUUCAUUUUCUGUGGCGGGAGCGUGGUCGCAUCACAUUCGGCCGUGUGACCAGGUGCACGAGGUCGCGAGCACCCACUGGGUUGAAAAGCACCGGCGCCAUUCACAUGUCGUUAGCGGACGCGGCGUUGCUCCCGCUCUGCACGUUGGUGUCAACUUUUCACAAAAACAGUGUCGUUUCGUACCUUGCAGAUGUGCUUUACCCCUCCGGCAUCAAAUAUACUCUGGUUUAUCAUUUUGCCUGGGUGUUCGGUAUGGUGCUGACGGCUGGAUGUUGGAACGUUCUGCUUCCACUUGAAGAAGGUAGGUUGAUGCCACUGGAAAAGAUAAAAUCAUUCCUUUACCACGGAGCCUUCACCUUGUCUGCAUGGCUGCUAGUCCCGACGCUUACGUUUUUGAGCAGUGCACUCCCAUGUAGUGGAAGCAAAAUGACGCUUCUAUUUAACGAAAGGUGUUUGUCUUCUCGACACCGCAGGUACGUUGCAGAAGGAUACUUAGGUCUUGUGCUUCAUGCUCUCGUUGUGGAUGGGAUAAUAGGUUCACUGUCAACCCUCGGGGGCUGGUGUGUUAAUUUGCAACUCUGUGAUGAGUAUCUGCUGCAGCUCACGAUGGCUCACCGCUUAAUUUACGUGUACGGCGCCGUGUUCAUUGGUGGUCCCUUUUGGUCCGGCUUCUGUGCAUUGUUUUCUGCCUCCCUACUGUUCAAGAUGAGAGGGUCAUUUUUCUCGUCAUGUCGACUACUGCAAUAUGUAGCGGAAGCAUCAUUGGAACUCUGCGUGCUGAGUUCACUUUGCUGCAUGAUUGAGCCCCUCACUCCCUAUGCUAUCUUUAUUUGGUUGGGCGUGUUCUUCGGAGGGUGGACGGUUAUCUUCGCCUCCUUGCUACAUCGGUAUGGCCUGACAUUUUGUGAAAAUGAGGAGGAAAUGCUGUUUGACUUGUAG